AUGGGAAAGACUUUCACACGGCCUGGAAGGUGCGAACUCGUCCGAACGUUUCUUCAAAACCAACACUUUGAAAUCCACUCCGAAGCAACUGUUUGCAUUGUCAUAUUCAGUAAAAUGGCCUUCCUUGGACUCCGUAAAUGGCCCACGCCCUUCUUGAAGCCCAUGUGGCCGUUCAUGGCUGCUGGUACCAUCACUUUCUACCUCGUCGCUAAGCUCCAAGAUGCUGCUGUCCGAUCACCAGAGUUUGCUAAGGACCCCCGCAACCCCUACGCUGCUCAGAUAGCAAAGGAAGCACAUCAUUAG
Messenger RNA from Pleurotus ostreatus (oyster mushroom), 303 nucleotides. RefSeq lists its product as uncharacterized. The transcript has 4 exons. Gene Ontology annotation, biological process: proton motive force-driven ATP synthesis. The record is from RefSeq and is a predicted model, not a curated record. The coding region runs from base 1 to 303 and encodes 100 amino acids. Gene Ontology annotation, molecular function: proton transmembrane transporter activity. Lineage: Eukaryota; Fungi; Basidiomycota; Agaricomycetes; Agaricales; Pleurotaceae.